Molecule: messenger RNA, 475 nt
Organism: Meira miltonrushii
Lineage: Eukaryota; Fungi; Basidiomycota; Exobasidiomycetes; Exobasidiales; Brachybasidiaceae
Exons: 5
Coding region: 21-284 (87 amino acids)
Biological process (GO): respiratory electron transport chain
Cellular component (GO): mitochondrion
Source: RefSeq, a predicted model, not a curated record
GUCAAAUCAAGAUCACAAAUAUGCCUCCUCUAGGACAUCACUUACGACCUCGGGCGAUUGGGUUGUAUAAAGAAUUACACCGUUUAGGGCGAGAUUAUCCUGAUCCCAAUUAUGACUUUAUCGGAAAGCUAAGGGUGAUGUUCCGAAAGAAUGCUCAUUUAACAGAUGACAAAGAGAUUCAGCAAAAGUUAGACUUGGGCGACUUUGUUCGGAAAGAAACCGAGACGCUAUAUUCAUUGAAGAAAUAUCGUACCCUACGAAGAAGAUAUAUUCAAGACGAUUGAGCUCGCUUUCAAGAACAUAUGUGAUUAUUUAACUGCACUGUAUUUUUAUCAAUUUCGCAACGAAAAUUCAGCAUUCUCUCCUUCUUGUUGUGGUCAUGAAAUUCAACACAAUAGACUUACUAUAGCUCAGAGAAGAUCACCCCACAAAGUAAGCUCCUAUUGGAAUCAAAAUAGCAUGUGGUCAAUGAUGC